Molecule: messenger RNA, 1281 nt
Organism: Rhipicephalus sanguineus (brown dog tick)
Lineage: Eukaryota; Metazoa; Arthropoda; Arachnida; Ixodida; Ixodidae
Exons: 1
Coding region: 1-1281 (426 amino acids)
Source: RefSeq, a predicted model, not a curated record
AUGUUGGCGCCGUGGCAGCGUCUUGACGCCGUCAGGACCUUUGUCUACCCGGCGCUCAACUUUCCGAUGCGCUGCGGGGUCCUCACCAAGACGGACUGGCGUCGCCUUGACGACGCCAUACGUCCCCUGGUUAAGCGGACCCUCUACCUGCCGGGCAAUGCGUCAAACAACUACGUCUACGGCAGCGCUGGCGGCGGCGCUGCUGGCAUCCCCGUGGCGGCGGAACUCAGCGACGUCUGCCGCGUGGAUUCCGCGUAUAAGCUACUCGCGACGACCGACCGGGGACUCCGGGACAUGGCGCUCCUCGACGCCUAUUCGGUGGCCACUGCGAGACUAGGCUGGGAAGCAACCCGCGCCGCGCUCGAGGCCUACCUCUCGGGGAGCAUCGAGGAUGCGUUCCGGGACCCAGUCAGCCAGCUGCGCUCAGUGUGGACUGAGGCGCGCAAAGCGUCUCGCCGGCUUCAGGUUUACUGGACCCUCGACCCGGAGGACGUGCGCAUCACCUGCGGCGACACAACCAUAACGCCGACUCACCGCUGCCGGGUGAUGCGGUCCCUGCGCGAGGUCCUGGCCGCCGACCGCGACAGGGCCCUCCACGACCAGCCCAACCAGGGCAAGGUCCUGGCAUGCGUCGCAGCUGACCGGGCGAGCUCCCACUUCAUGCGCACGGGGGCUUACACCCACUUCGCCGACUGGCGGUUUAUUCACAAGGCGAGACUGAACCUCCAUACCCUCAACGGCGCCCGGAUGUGGGGACAGGCGGACCGAGACCAACGGUGCCGCAUCUGCGGCUACGCCCGGGAGACGUUGCCGCACGUCGUGUGCCAUUGCAUGGCGCAUAGCGCCAUGUACACGGCGCGACACAACGCCGUGGUGGACCGCCUCCGCACCGCAGCAUCGGCCCGCUUUACAGUCGCCUUUGCCAACCGCCCCGUGAGUAACACGAAUCUUCGACCGGACCUGGUGUUGGUGAGCGGCGAGGAGGCCAUCGUCAUCGACGUGGCCUGCCCGUUCGAAAACACGCCGGACGCCCUCACCAACACACGCAACGAGAAGGUCGCCAAAUACGAGCCUGUUGCGGCCUACCUUCGGCGUCGAUACCAGCGGGUCACCGUGGCUGCGAUUGUCGUCGGCGCCCUGGGCGCGUGGGACCGGGCCAACGACGCCGUGGCAACGACGUGGUGUCAAAAGUGCAUUGUACUGUGUGCUUUUUAUUUUAAUAAGGUCAUAUUGGGUGACCAAUGCGCCUGUGUUUAUAUCAACUUCAAUUCAUUCUCUUGA